Amaranthus tricolor (Joseph's coat) is the source of this 1455-nucleotide messenger RNA. RefSeq names its product F-box/kelch-repeat protein At3g06240-like. The transcript has a single exon. Bases 139 to 1332 code for a protein of 397 amino acids. The record is from RefSeq and is a predicted model, not a curated record. Gene Ontology annotation, molecular function: protein binding. Lineage: Eukaryota; Viridiplantae; Streptophyta; Magnoliopsida; Caryophyllales; Amaranthaceae.
CUUUAUUACAAAUUUCAAGUGGAUUGUUAAUCAUCCAAUGAUCCAAUGCAGAUGUUGAUAACAUUGCAUCAUCUUGACAUCUUGUGAUGUUUUGAUCUUGAUCGAAAACAAGGAAGAAAAGAAUUCUUGAUUACAUUGAUGAUUGAUCCUAUCAAAUCACAUACACAAUCUAAAAUGGAUUCACAAAUAUUUCUUCCUCAAGAAAUCAUGCUCGACAUAGCCACACGACUUCCUGCUAAAUCCAUCGGACGAUUCCGUUGUGUUUCAAAACAAUGGAGAAUUCUUCUUUCUCAACCCGAUUUCAUCAAAACCCACUUCAACCAAUUCAAACAAAAUCCGAGUAUUGCAGAAAACAAUUCACUCAUUGCCGUUUCUAAUGAUUCUCACUCCCUUUACUCAAUCAAUUUCAAGAUCAAUCAUGAUCACCACCUGUUCGACGAAAUGACUGUUUGUGCUACCCAGCUUACUUUUGAAGGUAAUUCUUUUUCAUCACACACAGUCAACAUUGAUGAAACUGCUUCUUGCGAUGGGUUAAUCUUGUUUCAAAACAACGAAGAAAAGUUAGUAUUAAUAAAUCCAACUACUAGACUAAUUCAGGAAUUGCCUACUUCAAUUUAUGCUCUUGAUCCUGAAAUUAGUCACACCCUUUAUGGGCUUGGGUAUGAUUCUGUUACUGAUGAUUAUAAAGUUGUUACUUUAUCAUAUUAUGAUCCAUAUUAUUAUGAGGAUUAUGAUGAUGAUGACCCUAAUUGUACUGAUGUGCAUAUCACUGUUUAUUCUGUUAAAAAUGGUACUUGGAAGCAAGCUGGAAGUUCUCCAUAUGAUCAUGCUGUUGCUUAUCCUCUUUCAGGGGUUUAUGUUAAUGGAUGUCUUCAUUGGCUAGCUAAUAAAUCUGUAAAUGAACCUGUUAUUGCUGCAUUUGAUCUACAUGAUGAGAAAUUUCAUGAAGUAUCACCUCCAAAUUGGAAGUGUUCUAGGUCUUUUAUAUUUAAUUAUCUGAUUGCUCUGGGAGAUUGUCUUUGUUUGUAUAUGUCUACUGGUACAUCAACUAAUAUUUGGAUGAUGAAAGAAUAUGGUGUACAAGCGUCUUGGAGUAAGUUUAAUAUUCGUGACAACAAUGAAUCGGAGUUUAGGCUGCUGUGUUUAUUUAAGAAGGAACAACUGGUGUUGUUGAGGGAUGUGGAUGAUGAUUUGAUUGGAAACGACGUGGUGUUGUAUGAUUUAGAAGAAGGAACUUUUAAAGAUUUCAUAGUUCAUGGCAUUUCGAAUAAUUUUUGUGUUGGAGGGGCCUUCUUGGAGACACUUGUAUCACCCUACGCUGCUGGUUUAUAGGCCUUCUUAAGCUCUGGUAUAUUUUACUUGGUAUGCUGUGGAAUUUUAUUAGUCUAAUACGUUUCUUUAGUUUCCUGAAUGAAAUCAAAUAGAAGUACAUAUACUUCGUUUGUUGAAAUAAUA